AUGAUUAAUAAAUGUAGUAGUCGAAAAGAACUUUCAUAUUUUGAUCAUCAAUCAACUGUUAUUCGACUAGUAAAUAUUUUAUUAGAUAUUGGAAAAACAAUAUUAAUUGAUGAAAUUGUAAGAAUUGAUGUUAAACAUAUUAGUAAUAAUGCUCGGACAAGCCCUUGGUUAAUGACAACAUCUCGUUUGCCAAUUAAUGUUAUACAAACAAAAGAUGUUAAACAAUUUUAUGAACAAACUUUUGAAAAGAAUCAACUCGGAGUGGGUGAUCUUUUAUGA
This is a messenger RNA of Rotaria sordida, 279 nucleotides long. The record is from the annotation of a GenBank genome assembly. Lineage: Eukaryota; Metazoa; Rotifera; Eurotatoria; Philodinida; Philodinidae.